CCCGGAUCCAUCAUCACCCUCCUGAGACUGGUGAAGUGGUGAUCAGUACACAAAAAUAAAUUCAAAAAAAUUAAAAAAAAAAAGUGAAAGAAAAUUGUUUCAGAAAUGUCAAGUUCGAAUCCUACCGAUGGAGUUGCAGCUGCCAAUCUGCCGCGCACAUUCAAGUAUUUGUUAGCUACGCAGUUUCUGUCAAGGGGAAUCCCUUUCAUCUUCAAUUCAUGGAUUGUCAGACACCUCUCUGAAGAAGAUUAUGCGAAAUUGAACUGCAUUUUGGGUGGAUUGCCUGAACAAAGACUCGUUCUUGAGUCCUCCAAGAUGAUUGUUCUUUUGCUCAUUAUGCUUGAACAAUUUGAGAUUUCUGCAUCUUGCAGUCAUAAUGGUUCAACAACAGAAGCAAAUGCUGCUAAACUGUUGAAAGUGGCCUGGAUGACUUUCCCAUUAGGGAUACUGGUGACAUUUGCAGCAUGUUUGUUUGUAUUCUGGUGGCAAGGCCUAAGUUACUCUAGUCCAUAUGCAAAAGCUAUCUUGAUUAAUGGUUUUGCAUGCAUAAUUGAGCUGCUGGCAGAGCCUCUUUAUAUUUUGUCCCAGACCUUGGUUCUGCUCAGAUUGCGUCUUAUUGUUGAAGCUGCAGCCACUCUGUUCCGCUGUAUUGUAACUUAUGUCCUCAUCUUGAAGCAACCGAGCCUGGAGAAAGCAAUUGUAUUUUCCUUGUCACAGGUUGCGUAUGGAGCAUCUAUUUUCUUAGGUUAUUGGGGCUACUUUCUUUUAUUUCGAGUUUAUAGAAUAACCGUUCUGUUUCCAUUGAGGAUAUGGAACAAAACAGGGUAUGACAGACCGCUUGCAAACAUGUGUAUGAUUUUCACUUUUCAAUCCUUCCGAAAGUUGAUUCUUCAGGAAGGUGAGAAGAUGGUCCUUGUAUGGCUGGAUACACCAUAUAACCAAGCUGUCUAUGGGCUUGUGGACAAAUUAGGGAGCUUGGUUGUGAGGCUGGUCUUUCUUCCGUUUGAAGAAAGUUCUUAUGCUACUUUUGCAAGGUCUGCAUCAGGUGAUUACAAAGAGAAAAAGAGGAACCUGGCAAGGAGUCUGACUGAUGCGCUGAAGCUUGUUUUGCUGAUAGGUUUGGUUGUGAUUGCAUUUGGUCCAAGCUACUCUUAUUCUCUCAUCAGGUUGCUUUAUGGUAGGAAAUGGAGUGAUGGAGAAGCUUCAACUGCACUCCAGUGUUAUUGCCUUUACGUGAUUGUGUUAGCCAUGAAUGGUAAA
Striga asiatica is the source of this 1260-nucleotide messenger RNA. The record is from the annotation of a GenBank genome assembly. Lineage: Eukaryota; Viridiplantae; Streptophyta; Magnoliopsida; Lamiales; Orobanchaceae.